Messenger RNA from Pocillopora damicornis (cauliflower coral), 3183 nucleotides. RefSeq lists its product as uncharacterized. Gene Ontology annotation, molecular function: transcription corepressor activity; RNA binding; sequence-specific DNA binding. Gene Ontology annotation, cellular component: nucleolus. Gene Ontology annotation, biological process: regulation of DNA-templated transcription. Lineage: Eukaryota; Metazoa; Cnidaria; Anthozoa; Scleractinia; Pocilloporidae. The record is from RefSeq and is a predicted model, not a curated record.
GGAAGGGAGCUAGGCAAGGAUUUGCAACAGUGUUGACAGAAGUCCUCUCCAAGUUUGUUUCUCUGUCCCCCGAAAGAGUGCUCAAAUUAAUUGGUGAAAAUUUAGAGGUCACUGGUAGCGCCAUAUCCACGGAAGAAAAAGACCGUUACAUAGGGCAGUUAUUUGGCAUGGUGUCUGUGUUGAGGUCUCAAUGUGAUCAUGAUAAAAUCUCUACCCUUGACUCAAACUGGCUGAGCCCACUCAUUUCCAAAGUUAUUGAACUAAGCAAAAAGAAGAGUUAUUUACAGGAGCUCUGUGCCAAGGUCAUUGUAGACAUAUUUCCUUUGGUGUCUGAGGAUGUUUUUAAAAAUUGCGUGUAUCCAUCUGUGAAGGAGAUCUUUGAAAGUGGCUGGACACAGGCUACACCUGAGACACUUCUUAUUUCCCUAGCACUUCAGAGAUUCUGGGAGGAGCAUUUGGACAAGAAAGUGAUAAAGUUUGUAUGGAAAAGUCCACUCAUAGCUGACACACAAAAUUACAAGCAGAUGUACACUGUCUUACAGGAUUCCAUCUCGUCCCAUCCAAGAGUCCAUUGUGUUUGGGAUGAAAUUUUCCUUGCAGUAUGUAAGAAUUCACCUGGUGACUUUGAGAUGUUUUGGAAUACGGUUGUUGAAGAUGGCUUGUUUCAGUCCACACAUGAUAGAAAGUUUCUGGGUUUUCAGCUAGUCAAGAAAAUACUGCCUCAACUCAGUGAAAAGGAGGUGUCAGUUGUGUUUGGUGCUCACAUGAUGAGGAGCUUUAUAAACAGUCUGUCAUCAUCACAAAGUUAUCUCCAUGAGGCAGCAAAACAGUUGGCUUCAAGUCUUCCUGCUUUAGUGAACCAAAGCAAAGAUCCUGGAGUUCCAGUGGUGGUAUUAAAACAGCUUUUAGGAAGAAAUGGCAUUAUGCAUUUUGACAAGCUGACUAAAACAAGAACUGUGGACAGUUUACUUGGAACACUUCAAGGAUCAGGACCACAGAUGUUUGUAGCAUGGCUGCUUGAUAUUUUUGAGAAAGGAAAUUUUGAAGAUUCUACAGAAUCAGAGUCCUUAACAAAGAGUGAAGAGUCAAGUAGGAUUGCAGUUUUAAACCAACUUUAUCAGUUGGUCAAGAAGAAGUCAGGUACACAUGAGGGGAACUGGUUACAAGAUGUGCUUUUCUUCUUCCUUAAGCAUGCAUAUUUCCAAACAGUUGGAAAGAAUAAAAAAGAAACUUUGCCAGCUUCAGUGAGGCAGAUUUGUGAACAGAGAUUUGUUAGUGCACUAAAAUACUUAUCAUCUAGCAGAGAGAUGAAAUCGUUUGAGCUCCAUGAUAUUGUGCAACAUGCUAAGGAACUAUUGGAGCACGGUGAAUACAAAGUGGCCUCUGAUUUGUGGACAGAAGAGGCAGAAAAAGCUUUCAAGAAAGCAGUACAUAGUAUUGAAAAGAUUCGCAAAAAGAGAAGGAAAAGUGGAGAGCCUCGACAUGAGGAUGAGGUUUUUGAACUGCUGUUUACGCACAUGGCUUUGAAUUUAUUUACUGAACCAGAACAAGCCAUGGACAUUUUAAAGGAGCUAAAAGCUUGCUACGAAAGACAGAAGACCAAACACGAGGAGAAGAGUGAUGAGGAGCCACAUUGGGUAGAGGUUCUGACUGAAGUGUUACUCAGUCUGUUGACCAAAACCUCAAGUCUGUUCCGCCAUGUUGUUGAUCAAGUCUUUGUCCUACUUGCUCCCCAUUUGACUCAGAAUGCUCUAAACAUGAUUUUAGAGAGCCUGGAUACUAGAAAAGGAAUUAAUGGUGAAAGUUUAGAGAUUGUCGAUGAAUCAGAUAACGAAGAGGAUGAUGAAGAAAUGGAGGACGAUGAAGAAAAAGAAAAGGAAGAGUCAAAUGGCGUAAACGGUAAAGGUGAAAGUGGCGAUGACGAUGAUGACGAGGGUGUUAGCAGCUCAGAUGAGGAAGAGGAAAAUGUUGGUGCAGUGGACGAAGCUUUUAGAGCUGAGGUACAAGCUGCCCUCGGCCCAGCCAUGGUGGACGUGGACAAGGAGGGAAGUAGCAGUGAUGAAGACUUAGACGAUGAAGCGAUGAUGAGACUCGAUGGCGCCCUCGCCGCUGUUUUCAAAUCUCAGUUGCAGGCCAAAAGGGACAUAAACAAAAAGAAAGAUGCCAGAAAGAUCAUUCUCCAUUUUAAACUGAGGGUGCUAGAUAUUAUAGAGAUACUCAUCAAGAAACAAGCCUCCAAUCCACUGAUACUCGAGUUGAUUAUUCCUCUGUUGAAUGUGACUUGGUCUGCACUGAACUCUAAGGAUUUCCAUACAUUGGGCGAAAAGGCUCAAGCACUCUUUCAAAACAAGUUAUGCACGGCAAAAGAGCUUCCACCGGUCUCGGCUAUCAACGCCAAAGACGUUCACAAAAAGCUUGAAAAUCUGAUUCAGAAAGCAAUGAUGGCUCCCUCGAUGGCGAUUGUCUCACUGAUAACGCGUGGUUGUUUAUAUUUGGUUCGUGUAUUGAGAGGCUCGCAGACGAAGCAGUCUGUCGCAGUUGGAAUGAAGAAAAAAGAGGAAAGUUGUCACGAGGAAACGGCGAAACUGUGCUUGUUGAACACUAAAAGGGUGACAGCGGCAUUUAAGAAAGCUCUGGAAGACUUCAUGUUAAAGAGGAGUACACACCUUCAUCCAGUGCUAUUCACAGAACUGAUAAAGCGAUUCCCGCAUCUUGGAUGGCAUUUAGCUGCAGAUUUAGUUGAAUACCUUGAAACUGCAGUUAACAAUUUCAGAAAGAGUGAAUUGUCACAUUGUAUGAAGAAGUACAGUUUAUUUAACUGUACUAUUUAACAACACCAUUAGUUGGCGUUAUUUUAUGUCAACUGUUGAAAACUACUUUAUUCUCUUUCCAAGGUAAUGACCAAGGUCGCUGAAUCCGAUUCAGAUGUGAAGAUAAGACAUCUUCGGGAAAUUCUUAAACUCACCACAAAGUUCAUCAAUGAAGUAAAAAAUACGGAAGAGGCUGCAGCAGUAUUACGGAUAGAUCAGCUCAAGGAAGGAGUGACGCGAAUCCAGGGGAGUGCGUUAGCUAAAAAGUCCCCAGACGUUAAGGGUGUUUGUAACGCAAUCCUCUCCAACUUGUCACGGUAAGUUACCGGUGUAAUGUUUGAAUGAUGUUCGGUGACUAUAAUUAAAGGUUACA